This is a messenger RNA of Trichomonas vaginalis G3, 816 nucleotides long. RefSeq lists its product as uncharacterized. The coding region runs from base 1 to 816 and encodes 271 amino acids. NCBI's taxonomy places the organism in Eukaryota, Parabasalia, Trichomonadida, Trichomonadidae. The transcript has a single exon. The record is from RefSeq and is a predicted model, not a curated record.
AUGACGCAACCUGGCUUUCAAAUUCCAACAUCGCAAUUAAUAACAGAACAACCCAAGCAAGAGAACUUACAACUUAUAGAGAGAAAGCGUCGUUUAUUAACAGAGCUCGCAGCACUUGAAAUGGGAUUUUCUUAUUUUGAUUACUUAGAUCCUUCAAGAAAUUCAUUACCAAGUAGUGCAACAGAUGUUCCAUGCUCAGUUGAAUUACUUUCUGCACCAAAAAUCGAACGAAAAUAUUUGGAUAACAUCGCAUCAUCAAAAGCAUUAGCUGAUUUAAUUACAGACAUAGCUCAUAACCCAUCUCCAUUACCAUACAUUGGUUCUCGAACUUCUCCAAUCUGUAAUGAUAUUGUGAAGCACGCAAAUGGCUUCUUUGCUCAAUAUGAAGCAUCAAGAGAACAAAGAGCAGGCAUUCUUACAGCAUUUUGUAUCAUUCCGCGCAAAACUAAACAAGAAACUACAACAAAAACUUCAGAAUUGCAAGAAAAGCCUAUGGAAGAAGAUCCAUCAAAGAGAGUACAUCCGUUCUUCCCAGAUGUUCGUGAUGUAAAGCCACUGCUCGGCUUAAUCAAGGAACAACUUGGAGAAUUUCCAAACUUUAUCAAAGAUCCACCUACAGAUGCGGAAUGCGAAGAAAAUCUAUGGGUGAUGGGUGAAAAUGAAAUUCACGAUCAUUUAUUCAAGAUUUGCGGCUCUUCAAGCGAUGACGACUUCGAUCCUGAUGAACAACUAAUGAGGAUGACUCCAUUGCAACCAGUUCAACCAAUACAACAGAUGCAAGUCCAAAAUGCGGCGUAUAUGAACCAAAAUAGAUAA